AUGGGAAACAAGAAAAAACAAAGCAGGAGAAAACCAGGAGCUCGCAAUUAUGCAGAUUACUCAAAGGAAAUGUUGGAAGUUGCUGCAGAUCUCGUGCGAAAUAAAGUAAUUUCUUCUUACGAAGCGGAAAAUCAGUUUGGGAUACCGCGUCGGACUAUUGUCAACAAAUCUAAAAAUAUUCACAACAAAUCAUUUGGUCGACCUACAGUGCUGUCAACUGAGGAAGAAGUCCACAUCGCAGAUGUAGUAAAUCUUUCAGCUGAAUUUGGUUGUCCUCUCACUCUUUUAGAUUUACGUAUUGUAGUAUACAACUACAUAUUGAAAAGCGGAAAAGAUCAUCUUUUUAAUGGAAAAAUGCCAGGGGAACGCUGGGCCCGUGCUUUCUUACAGCGACACAAUUUUUCGCAAAGGGCAACACAAAAUAUUAAAAAAAGCCGUGCUGCAAAAACAGUUGAGGAAAUUAAUGAAUUUUACAAGAAUCUUGAAACUUCUCUUAAAGACGUUCCCGCCAGCAAUAUUCUCAAUUUCGAUGAGACAAACUUAAGCGACGACCCCGGAUCUAAAAAAUGUAUUUUUAAAAGAGGGACUAAACACCCUGAAAGGGUCAUUAAUGCGAGCAAAAGUGCAGUAUCAAUAAUGUUCAGCGGAACUGCUGACGGAUAUUGCUUACCACCUUAUGUGGUUUACAAGGCCGAACAUUUGUGGACUAGGUGGUGCGAAAAUGGUCCAAAAAAUGCCCGGUAUAACCGAACCAAAUCUGGAUGGUUCGAUAUGAUGUGUUUUGAUGAUUGGUUUACGACUAUAGUUUUGCCAUGGGCUAGGUCCCGAGACGGUAUUAAACUAGUUAUUGGUGAUAACUUGGCAUCGCACCUAAGCGUUGAUACAAUUCAAUUAUGUCAAAGUGAAAACAUAAGAUUUGUUUUUCUUCCAAAAAAUGCGACACACCUGACUCAACCGCUAGAUGUUGCAUUUUUUGGACCUAUGAAACGACUUUGGCGUGAAAUUUUAACAAAUUAUAAAGCUACAUACAGCACUGUAAGCACAAUUAAUAAAUGUCAUUUCCCACAAUUACUGCAGGAGCUAAUGACUAAAAUAGAUAUGACAAAAGAGACCAACAUUUGUAAAGGAUUUGAAGGGUCUGGAAUAUUUUCUUUCAAUCCCUCAAGAGUGAUGUUAAAAAUACCAACAGUUCAAGAAGAAAAUACUCAACAGUUUGAUGUCAGCCUUCUGGAGUUCUUACAAAGAAACAGACGGUCGCAGCCAAUGAAAACAGGCCUAAACAGCAAACUUACUGUUGUACCUGGUAAAUCUAUAUCGACUGAAGAAGCAGAAGAGUUAGCAAAAGCUAAAAAGAUGAAGAAGGAUACAAAAAUAACUAAAAAAAGAGAGAAAAAUGAUUCAAUGGGAACCAAACCAGGACCAUCGAAAAUAACUACUGUCAAAAAGAAAAUAAAGUACGCUGAAACUCAAAACCCUGGAUUAAUUGAUACCUACGAGUUAGACAAAGGUGCUACCUUGGAAGAAAACUCGACACAGUUACAUAGUUCAUCGUCGAAGCUUAAAAAUCCUGAAAACCUACGUAGGCUUUGCAUAACUGCCAUAAACAUUUAUUUACACCCUUUAGCGGUAGAUUCAAAUGAAAUCGUGCAUUGUUUGAAGAAUUUGCCAAAAAAAUCCAAAAUGAAUACUCCAUUUUACGAAGACGCACCAGAAUGCCUGCAGCCAAAAGGAGUUAAUCCAGAACAAUUUAAAAACCCAAACCAGAAUAAGAAACCCAAGAUAAUAAUUACGUCUAAUAUAGUUAUAAAGGAAGCUUCCCCUGAAAAAGGAAUCGUUUUAAGAGAUAUAACAAAAACACAAAUAAAUAAAAGAAAAAGAAGACAAGCUGGUACUUCACAACGACAGUCAUUUACAAUUAAAAAAAAAAAGAAACUUAUUUACCAAAGUGACUCAAGCCUGACAUCGGAAACUUCUUUUCAUGCUGCAGACGACUCCGACUACGAAAAUUUUGAUAAUUACAUUGCGUCAUGUUUACAAGAACAAGAAGAACAGGAAAACAUUGAACAAGAAAACAGAUGCCCUUUCGGACUAAGUGAUAUUAAUUUUCAUGAGGAAGGUCCUAGACUUCAAGAAAAUAGCUGGAUAAUAGCUAAAUUCGCUUCGAAAAAAAGCGUUAAACAUUUUAUAGGCAAUGUUUUAUCAACAAAUUCCCACGGUGAAAUUUGUUCGAAAAGUCAAAAAUGCUAA
Molecule: messenger RNA, 2247 nt
Organism: Arctia plantaginis
Lineage: Eukaryota; Metazoa; Arthropoda; Insecta; Lepidoptera; Erebidae
Source: the annotation of a GenBank genome assembly